ACUUUUGGACCUCUCGAGCUCCUGUAGGAGAUCCCCUUUCCCCCGUCUCUUUCUCCCGUCACAGCAUGGAUUCCCUCUCCAACUUUAUUUCGGUGUUUUAGUGUUAGUUUCGCGCUGCCUUGGGAUUAACGUCAUCGUCUGGAUUGUGUAAUUCAACUAGACACUAUGUUUACCACCACCGGCUCUCGGGGCCUCUACAAGGCUCCUCUGUCUAAAGGCCUCCUGCUGGUUCUCAAUGGGCUGACUGUGAUGCUCACCCUGCUGCCACAGUACCAAGAACUGUUCGUGUACAACCUACAGGCUGCCACACAGCAUCACCAGGUGUGGAGGUUUUUGUGUGGCAGGCUGGUCUGUCUAGACGUGAAGGACGCCUUCUGCAGCAGCCUGCUCAUUUACAACUUUCGAAUCUUUGAGAGGAGGUUUGGCACCAGGAAGUUUGCUUCCUUCAUCUUGGGUACUUGGUGCCUCUCUGCGCUAAUGGACUUUGUGCUGGCCCAGGCUUUCCAGUUUCUGUUUGACUAUGAGGUGGAGGAACUGCCUGCGGGACUGCUCGCUCCUGUCUUCUCCAUAUUCGUGCCUUUCUACCUGUUGAUCCCCAGAAUGCCGGUCACCCAGGUUCUGGGCCACAUCCACAUCACCAACAAGUCUCUGGUCUACAUAGUAGGCUUACAGCUGUUGACUUCCAGUCCCUUCAUGUGGCUCCUUGCACUCAGUGGACUGAUCUCAGGCGGACUGUACCACUGCAAUGUUCUUUGGUUACAGAAGCUCCUCUGCAUACCCAUGUGGGCGUCUCGUAUUGGACGGUAUAUUCUGGAGCCAGUCUUCUCAAGCUCCCAGCCAAGCAGUGAGACGCCUUUGGGGAUGGGUGCCACUCUGGACAUCCAGAGGCAACAAAGGAUGGACCUACUCGACCAACAGCUGCUGCUGGCCCAAUACAACGAGGCCAGGAGGAACGCCAGACACCAGCCACAGCCUGGGUUGUUACAGUGGACCAGGUUGUUCCCCUCCCUGAGACACAGAGGACAGAACCGACCCCCAAUGCAGGCCCGCCCCCAGGCUCAGACACCCCCAUCCACUCAGCCACCUCUAUUGGACAACUCACCUGUCGCAGAGGAGCAGGUUGCACGGUUGGUGGAAAUGGGUUUCUCCAGAAUUGAUGCCCUCGAGGCCCUCAGAGCUUCAAACAACGAUAUUAAUAUGGCAACAAACUUCCUCUUGCAACACUGAGACAGAGAAAGUGAGUGGAAGAGCUCUGUGAGGCAAACAGAGUGAAAGCAGGAAAGCAGGAGCAACCAAAGCAGAGGAGCAAAAAGUAAAAUGGAGAGAAAGCAUUGAAGACGACACUUGUACAGAUAAUCUGAAAGCUGUGCCACUGCUCCCUGAAGCAGUGUUGGGCUGACCCAGCGUGAACUGAGCCUGUUAGCAGGCUGAUUAAUGAAGAAGUGUGAAGCACAAAGUGGGAGACAUUUGCGUCAUAGCUUUCUGAUGGCCGUCGUUGUGUGAAACAGGCGUCAUUGCUCAGUCCGAUGAGUGAGAUCUCUUACUCCAAGGGGGUUAAAAAGAUACAGAAACCAAACGGGUCUCAGUUUCUUCACAGUACAUCUUAAACAUGCCAGAGUCUUCAGUCCAGCGGAGGAAAAGUGGCUUAUUUCUUUAAAACAGAACUGAUGCUGAAGCACACAGAUCAGCAGACAUCCCACACACCCUCUUCACAUGGAUAUCAACUUUUAUCUCUGUGAAAUAGAGUUUUUUUAUAACCCACUAUCAUGUACUGCCACUCUUUCAAAAUGACUAGAAUGACAUAGAAAGCAGAUAAAGAAAAAUAAUCACAAGGUUAUUGAGACCAUGGAUCGAAGAACAUUAUUUCAUAUGUCAGGUUUCAUAAGAUCAGUCUGUUUGUUGAGGAUUUUAGGACAUCUAGUCUUUUAUACCUCACUGAAACAACUGGAAUGCUGUGCCUGUGUAAUGCCACGAGGAGGUACAAAGGUCUUGAUUACAACUUCAACUUCGACAAUUUAUGAAAGAAUCCAUAAACCUAAUUUACCACCAUAUUAUUAUACAGUUCUUUCUUUAUAUUGACAGUGUUUCAUGGAAGCAGCGGGGCUCGGCCCUUUCCUGCUUGAACUGUUUUAACAAAACACUUAUCCUGACUGACAGCUACUGUACCAGCCAAAAUUUUUCUUAGCUGAUUGGUUUGGCCCAUUUGAAAGUCUGCAGUUACAGCUGGUGACAGACAGGGCUGUUUGGCUGGGUACGGGUUUGAUGGGCUAUCUCAGGGUCUGUUAAUGACCUAAUCACAUUCACAGACAUGAGUGCACACACAGAUGCACAGUGGCCCUUUGAGGAGGUCAUAUCUCACACACACGUUUGUUUCUUUCUUCAUUUCAUGCUCUUAUAUGCCUAUGUGCACAGGUGUUAUUUAUUCAGUUUUAGCUGAAGUCUUUUCUCUGCCAGAAUAUGUCUGAAUCAUAACAAGUCUUAAAAGACAGAUUAUAUUUAUUAUGCAAUAUCAUGGUAAGAGAAAUUUAUGGAGACUAUGCACUGCAUAGUAACUCAUUUGUGUGUAUAAAUGUGCAAAACUUUUGUCAGAGAGAAGUAAUAUUGCAGCCACUAUGUUGAUGUCAAAGACAGAUGCUAGUUUUAUAUUUUGUUCAUAAUAAUAUUGGUAAUAUAUGACCACUGAGAUGAGUCUGUCAUUUGUGUGUAUGUAUUUUUUAGAAUGGUAUAAAUUAGUAUAUGGAUGUGAUGAGGGAGUUGUUGCAUGGGCAACUUAAGAUGAACUGUAAUGAAUCAUAUUUCAUCUGUGGAAUAAAUCAACUUGCUGACUGAA
Messenger RNA from Scatophagus argus, 2830 nucleotides. It is a transcript of the gene ubac2, whose product is annotated as UBA domain containing 2. The transcript has 10 exons. Gene Ontology annotation, molecular function: protein binding; serine-type endopeptidase activity. The record is from RefSeq and is a predicted model, not a curated record. NCBI's taxonomy places the organism in Eukaryota, Metazoa, Chordata, Actinopteri, Scatophagidae. The coding region runs from base 166 to 1227 and encodes 353 amino acids.